Colossoma macropomum (tambaqui) is the source of this 1384-nucleotide messenger RNA. RefSeq lists its product as uncharacterized. The coding region runs from base 328 to 792 and encodes 154 amino acids. NCBI's taxonomy places the organism in Eukaryota, Metazoa, Chordata, Actinopteri, Characiformes, Serrasalmidae. The record is from RefSeq and is a predicted model, not a curated record. The transcript has 6 exons. Gene Ontology annotation, cellular component: extracellular region.
UUUGUUGCCACACAUGUCCAGAGCCGGUUACAGCCCACGCUGUGGGGCUAAUGAGUGUCACUCUGGGCAAAAUUAUUCUUUAGUCUGUAGAUUUUACUCCACAUGACGUUUAAGACGUUGUUUUUUUUUUUUUUUUUUUGGCGUUAGCUUGUUUUCGUUCCCCCUCUGACAGACAGCCCAGACUGACGGGAAGAAUUUGCAGUGAUGGAGCUGCAGAAACUCAUCUGGUUAAAACUGUGAUGAAAGUGACCACAGGAGGAUUGGAACCUGAGCUUGUGAGUGGUUCACGUUCUGUUUUGGGGAAGCAGGCUUGAAUCCAUUUUCACUAUGACCUACAACAACCCCCCUUAUGCUGAUUACCCAGCCUUCAACAUCAAAGCCAGCACUGUUGGAAGUUACAGCAACACAAAGAUCAUCUCUGUGGAAAUAUAUGUGGAUGUCAGGUACAGCGGCCCGAGAGAUGAGACCAACAUGGCAGUCAUCAAUGUCAAGCUGCUGUCUGGCUUCAAGCUGGAUGAGGAGUCUCUGAGGCCUCUGAGCAGUGAAAGCACGCUGAAACAUGUGGACCAAGAGGAUGGAAAUGUCAUCAUCUGUUUGGAUGAGACGGCCUAUAAACAACAAGUGACAUCGGAGUUGGAGUGUGUAGACUCGACAGGAGCAGUGAGAGAACCAGAAAGCAUGACGGUACCCUCAUCCCAAGUAGUCCGGAACAGCCAAGCUCUGCUAGAGGUGUCACAGUGCAAGCUCCUGGAACCGCUGCAGCCCUGGACUGGGGUCCUUUUACAUGGAUGACUUCAACGAUGAUCGACAGGAGGGCUUCUCAAAUGCCACCUAGGAUGGACAUGGAGCAGGAAGGGCGAUGGUCAAACUUCACCACCAACACUGGAUCCUAGACUUCCUUCUUCAGGCUCACAACUCUCCCAAUUAACCAGACACUACAGGACCCCACCUCUUCUUCUGGAGUUCAGCAGCCUGCGAACAGAGUAGACCAGGGUGCCCUCGACAACAACUAGAGGAGGUGGCAUGACAUUGGGUGUAGCCUUGUCCAGUGGACCUGAGACAACUGGCUUAGGAAGGGAGACACGGAAAGACCAUGAGACAUGGUACUGAGCAGGUAUGUCUAACUUGUAGGUUGAUUUUUCUAACAAUCUUUAACAGACCAAUAAAUCUUGGCAACGAUUUCUUACUUCCCUCAGUAAACCUGAAGUCCCUGGUCAACAACAAAAGCCGGCCUCCAAGAGAAAAGGCAGGAGUGUUACCUCUACAAUGAUCCGCUUGUUGUUUGUGGCGGCAUAGAACAGUUUCAAUACACUGGUGGGUGUUAUCCCAGACCUGCUUACUCCAUCUCAUCUAUUUAUCAACAGCAGGGAUAUCUGAGGGUGUA